Pseudogymnoascus verrucosus is the source of this 2365-nucleotide messenger RNA. It is a transcript of the gene KLP7, whose product is annotated as Kinesin. Lineage: Eukaryota; Fungi; Ascomycota; Leotiomycetes; Thelebolales; Thelebolaceae. Gene Ontology annotation, biological process: mitotic spindle organization; microtubule-based movement. Gene Ontology annotation, molecular function: microtubule motor activity; microtubule binding; ATP binding. Bases 245 to 2125 code for a protein of 626 amino acids. The record is from RefSeq and is a predicted model, not a curated record. The transcript has 2 exons.
UUAUUUAAUACUUAGACUUCCCUAACAUCCUUGGACCAUGCAUCACCACACUUAAAACCAUGCCUUCAAGCAUUACCACGAAAGGCAUAAUCAGCAAUUAUCAUAAACAGCGCUUCGAAGUCGCGACGGCUCUAUUUUCCUUCAUUCUGGCCAGCCACAGAUCGGCCCUUAUCGUUAUCGGAGUGGAUCUCCUCCCCCCAGCAACGCGCAUUGGCGUCAUCGGUAAACAAAUAGCUUCAAAUUCAUGUUCUCAAACUGGAACUGCCGACAAGUCGACCUGCUACAGGACUUGCAAGAUUCCUUAAUUGACAUGGCCCUGGAUCCAAGGUUAAUGCCAGGCGUGGCAGCUGAGCUGCGCUCUAUUCGAUCUUCCGCGUCAACACCAUCGCUUCGGUCGAGGGACGGAAGCAUCACGCCCAGCGGCAGCAGAAUGGAACCUGGGGGAAACGUGCGCGUGGUGGUGAGAGUACGAGGGUUUCUACCAAGAGAAAUCGAGAGAGGAGCGGAAUGCCUUGUCAACAUGGACCCUGUGUCUCAAGCAACAAAGCUUCUUGUCCCCAACGAUACGGAUCCGGCGAAUUCGAGACUGAAGAUGCGCAAAGUGAUGGAAGAGAAACAAUUUACAUUUGACAAUUCUUUCUGGUCGCAUGAUAAAGCAGAUGAGCAUUAUGCUCACCAGGAGGACGUCUAUAACAGUCUGGGUGAGGAGUUUCUAGACCACAACUUUGAAGGAUACCAUACUUGCAUCUUCGCGUAUGGGCAGACAGGAUCUGGAAAGUCAUACACCAUGAUGGGAAACCAAGAACAACCUGGACUUAUCCCUCGGACAUGCCAAGAUUUGUUCCAGCGCAUCGAAGCCGUGGACGAGCCCAACAUCACAUACAAUGUCCGAGUCUCAUACUUCGAAGUCUACAACGAGCACGUCCGAGAUCUUCUCGUCCCUAGACAAGAUCCCCCGCAUUACCUGAAAAUCCGCGAAUCUCCAACAGAGGGCCCGUAUAUCAAGGACCUUACAGAUGCUCCUGUCAAGUCAAUCUCGGAAAUCAUGCGCUAUAUGAAGAUGGGAGACCUGAGCCGAACAACAGCAAGCACAAAGAUGAAUGACACAUCAUCUCGCUCGCACUCUGUCUUCACAAUCAUGUUGAAGCAGAUUCACCACGACAUGGACACGGAUGAAACGACCGAAAGGACGGCCCGAAUUCGACUUGUCGAUUUAGCUGGAUCUGAACGUGCAAAGGCAACAGAGGCCACUGGCACGCGCCUGCGCGAGGGCUCUAACAUCAACAAAUCUCUCACCACACUCGGCCGCGUUAUUGCCGCCCUUGCCGACCCCAAAAGUAGCAGAAACGGCGCAAGCAAGAGGAAUAAAGACGUCGUCCCCUACCGAGACUCGAUACUCACCUGGCUCCUAAAGGACAGCCUGGGCGGAAACAGCAAGACCGCAAUGAUCGCCUGCAUCGCCCCAGCCGACUACGACGAGACGCUUAGCACGCUCCGUUACGCUGACCAAGCGAAGCGCAUCCGCACCCGAGCAAAGGUCAACCAAGACCACGUCUCAGCCGCGGAACGCGAGGCGGAAAUUGCCAAUAUGGCCGAGCAGAUCCGCAUGCUAGAACAUCAGCUCAGCAUGACCGAGACGCGCAAGAAGGACGUCGGCGCAGAGAAGCUGGCAGAGGAGCGGGUGGAGGAGUACCAGAACCAGGUUGGCAAGCUGCAGCGGCUGAUGGAGGAGCGGAGUAUGGUGGCGGAUGGGAAGAUUAAGACGUUGCAGACGGAGAAUGAGGCGCUUAGGUUGCAUCUUAAGCUGGCGCUGGAUACGCUGAAGAAUCCGAUUCCGGAGGUGCCGAGCGUGAGGAGGAGUAUAUCUGGUGAGGACAUACCGCUGUUCAGCACAGAGAGGGGGUUGGAUAAGGAGAAUAUGGAGUUUGUGGAUGCGGGACAAGAGGGGCACGCGGAGCAUGUGUAUGAGGAUGAGGAUGAGGGAGAUGAUCAUCAUCAUGAGAAGGCGACGGAGAUGCAGGAUCAUAUGCAGGACUUGUUGAAGGAUUUGGGCAUGUUCAGACGCAAGAUCGUGGAUGAUAAGUCGAGGUUUCUCUCGCCAUUGAUGGAGAGGGUCAAUCGGUGAGGUGUUUGUGGGGGAUUUUUUUUACGACUGUAUGAAUGUUUUUAUUGGGAUAGCGCUGGCGUCGAAGGGGUGGGGAAUCGGGUUCUGUGUUGGGAAAUGGCAUCCUGGGGAUAAUGGAUGUCGUAGGGUGUCACUUCUUAGGAUUAUGUAUGCAUCAUUGGACUGUAGUUUGAAGCAGUAGUAGCUUCAGCGGGUUUCAUUCUAAGUUGAUCCAAGUCCGCCAUAAGUUCUAAGUAUGGG